Propithecus coquereli (Coquerel's sifaka) is the source of this 1132-nucleotide messenger RNA. RefSeq names its product double C2-like domain-containing protein gamma. Bases 23 to 1132 code for a protein of 369 amino acids. NCBI's taxonomy places the organism in Eukaryota, Metazoa, Chordata, Mammalia, Primates, Indriidae. Gene Ontology annotation, cellular component: membrane. The transcript has 10 exons. The record is from RefSeq and is a predicted model, not a curated record.
GCGGCGGCCCCCUCGGGUCAGCAUGCAGGAGCACAUGGCCAUCGACGUGAGCCCGGGCCCCAUCCAGCCCAUCCACCUCAUUUCCGACUACUUCCCGCACUUCUACCCCUUUGCCGAGCACGCCCUGCGUGCCCCGAACCUGCGCACCACAGCGGCCGCCAUCCGCUCUGCACCCCAGCCGCAGCCCGACCCAGAGCCAGAGGGGGACUCGGACGACAGCACUGCCCUGGGCACCCUGGAGUUCACGCUUCUUUUUGAUGCGGACAACAGUGCCCUACACUGCACGGCUCAUCGUGCCAAGGGCCUCAAGCCACCGGCCUCGGGCUCUGUGGACACCUAUGUCAAAGCCAAUCUGCUGCCCGGGGCCAGCAAGGCCAGCCAGCUACGGACACGCACUGUUCGGGGCACGAGGGGACCUGUCUGGGAGGAGACACUCACCUAUCAUGGCUUCACCCCCCAGGAUGCUGCAUGCAAGACCCUGCGCCUGUGUGUGUGCGAGGACCCACGGCUGCGGCGACGGCGGCGGGCGCCUCCCCUGGGGGAGCUGCGGGUGCCCCUGAGGAAGCUGGUGCCCAAUCGAGCCAGGAGCUUUGACAUCUGUCUGGAGAAGCGGAGGUUGACCAAGAGGCCCAAGGGCCUGGACACAGCCCGUGGCAUGUCGCUGUAUGAGGAGGAGGUAGAGGUGGCUGGUGAGGAACGCGGGCGCAUCCUGCUGUCGCUGUGCUACAGCUCUCAGCGGGGUGGCCUGCUGGUGGGUGUACUACGCUGCGCCCACCUGGCCCCCAUGGACACCAACGGCUACUCGGACCCCUUCGUCCGCCUUUUCCUGCAUCCAAACGUGGGGAAGAAAUCCAAACAUAAGACCAGCGUUCGGAAGAAGACCCUGAACCCUGAGUUCAACGAGGAAUUCUUCUACGCAGGCCCACGGGAGGAGCUGGCCCAGAAGACGCUGCUGGUGUCUGUGUGGGACUACGACCUGGGCACGGCCAACGACUUCAUUGGCGGGGUGCAGCUGGGCAGCCGCGCCAGUGGGGAGCGCCUACGGCACUGGCGGGAGUGCCUGGGCCACAGCGACUGCCGGCUGGAGCUGUGGCACCCGCUGGACGGUGAGCCCCUCCAGCUCAGCAACUAG